Messenger RNA from Tupaia belangeri chinensis (Chinese tree shrew), 1419 nucleotides. RefSeq names its product RAB26, member RAS oncogene family (gene RAB26). The transcript has 8 exons. Gene Ontology annotation, molecular function: GTPase activity; GTP binding. NCBI's taxonomy places the organism in Eukaryota, Metazoa, Chordata, Mammalia, Scandentia, Tupaiidae. The record is from RefSeq and is a predicted model, not a curated record. Bases 100 to 744 code for a protein of 214 amino acids.
GCUGGCCGGGACGAACAAGGGUCCCGUGGCCAUUAGAGCCCGGCAGGUGCCCUCGCCCACCAUGAUGCCCUUCCCCCACCCGGCCUCAUCAUUUCCCAUAUGCUGCCUUUCUUCACCUCCAGGGUCAUGCUGGUGGGGGACUCGGGCGUGGGGAAGACCUGCCUGCUCGUACGCUUCAAGGAUGGUGCAUUCCUAGCAGGGACCUUCAUCUCCACCGUGGGCAUCGACUUCCGGAACAAAGUCCUGGACGUGGAUGGCACGAAGGUGAAGCUGCAGCUCUGGGACACAGCUGGGCAGGAGCGAUUCCGCAGUGUCACCCAUGCCUACUACAGGGACGCUCACGCCCUGCUGCUGCUAUAUGACGUCACCAGCAAGGCCUCCUUUGACAACAUCCAGGCCUGGCUGACCGAGAUACGGGAGUCGGCCCAACCCGACGUAGUGCUCAUGCUGCUGGGGAACAAGGUGGACUCUGCUCAGGAGCACGCAGUGAGAAGGGAGGAUGGGGAGAAGCUGGCCAAGGUGAGUCAGGGCAGGGUGGGGGCGCGAGUGCCCUGGGGGCUGCAGUGCUGUCCUGGCUGGCCCCCACCCGGCUGGCAGCUGCUGUUUGCAGGAGUAUGGGCUGCCCUUCAUGGAGACCAGCGCCAAGACAGGCCUCAACGUGGACUUGGCCUUCACAGCCAUAGCAAAGGAGUUGAAGCAGCGCUCCAUGAAGGCUCCCAGCGAGCCCCACUUCAGGCUCCAUGACUACGUCGAGAGAGAGGGCAGAGGGGCCUCCUGUUGCCGGCCCUGAGUCUGGAUGAGCUUUAGGGGCAGCUCAGCCCUGGAAGGCCGGACUGUGCACAGGCCCCUCUGGCUUCCCAGUGGGUCAGUUUCUAGGACACCCAGAAAGUCCUGCCCCUUCCUCGCCCCAGGAGCACGUUCAAUCCUGUUCCAGCAAGCAGGCUCUGGGAGCCAAUGGGUCUGGUCUAUAACCUCCCCCCACUGGUGGUAGCCGAAGGCCUUGCCCACAAGGUCCCCAUAAGCAGGUGUUGUCACUCUGCUGCCCUCCUGAGCACGCCAGGGAGACUGUUGGCACAAUGGGUGCAGUGCCCAACCCUUAGAAAGCCAUGUCUCCACCUGCUCAGGCAGGGCCAAUCAGGAGCCGCAUGUGCACGUGUGCCCCACGGGACCCUAGAGGACACCAGUAUUACAGCUUUGUGAUGAGAUUGUGGGAAGUCACAAAAAUGCCGGGAAACUGAGGUGCCAACUUUAUCCACUGGCAGGACAGCAGCCCAACUCCAGGGGGCUGUGGCACAAGGGCUGGCCCGCUCACGGCAGAGGCGUGCCGCUGGGAAUGUGAUCUGCCCCAUGCUAACGUCAAGUCUUUUGACUGCAAGGCUUUGUUUCCAUCCUAGUGAAUAAAAUUGUGUUUUUCUGGAG